Dermacentor andersoni is the source of this 836-nucleotide messenger RNA. It is a transcript of the gene Uxt, whose product is annotated as Uxt prefoldin-like subunit. The record is from RefSeq and is a predicted model, not a curated record. Gene Ontology annotation, biological process: negative regulation of transcription by RNA polymerase II; positive regulation of transcription by RNA polymerase II. NCBI's taxonomy places the organism in Eukaryota, Metazoa, Arthropoda, Arachnida, Ixodida, Ixodidae. Gene Ontology annotation, cellular component: mediator complex. Gene Ontology annotation, molecular function: transcription corepressor activity.
UCUAUACUUACAUGCUGUUUUGCUUUCGUGCGCACGUUUUCGGUGCUGUUCAAGUUGCGCGAGUGAUUGAAUUGAUAUAGAAUAUCCGAGCUUUUGAGAAUUGCUCGGCGAUAUUCAAGACUCGCGGGAAUGAAUGUGCUUGCGUUCGCUGAUGCGUGAUUUUUUGUGCAUUCACAACACGCUGCUCUAUGGCGGACAUUCGCGCGAAGGUUCUGCAGUACGAAACCUUCCUGAACGACGUGCUAAAGGAGGACCUGAGGAGAUGCCUCGAGGAGCGCGAUCGCAUCUGCGCAAAGCUAGCCGAGCUGCUCCAACUACGGACUGUCGUCGAAAGAAUUCAGGAAGUCGCAGCGAACAAGGAGACCUUUCGGACGCAGGUUGAUCUGGGCUGCAACUUCUACGUCCAAGCCGUCGUGCCAGACGUGUCGAAAAUCUUCGUGCAAGUCGGCAUGGGCUUCUUUGUAGAGCUGACGCACGAAGAGACGCUGUGGUUUGUGGGCCGCAGGGAAGCACUGCUUGAAGCCGAGCUGCAGCGGGUUUCCAAGGAGUCGGCCAACAUAAAAGCACACAUCCAGAUGGUCCUGCAGGGGCUGCGCGAAAUCCAGGGCCUGCCAGCCAAUCCUGACCAACCCAAGCGACGGGAUGUAUUCUGACGGCAUUGUCACGUGUAAAGUGGCCAUGUGCUCAAGUGUGUAUAAAUUUGUAAAUAAAUGCAAAAAAAUCACACUUCUUGCUCACAGGAAUGAGCACUGCAAAGGUGCGAUUCCUUUGGUUGUUAUAACACAUAACUCAUUGAAAAAAAAAGAAAUAUUGUUAAUAAAAGUUAUACCACCCGA